Molecule: messenger RNA, 1868 nt
Organism: Diaporthe batatas
Lineage: Eukaryota; Fungi; Ascomycota; Sordariomycetes; Diaporthales; Diaporthaceae
Exons: 5
Coding region: 1107-1628 (173 amino acids)
Source: RefSeq, a predicted model, not a curated record
ACGGAUCUGAGGACGACAGCAAGAAUCCAAUGCAAGAUGAGAUCUGGCCUCGGAAGGCUGUCUGGAAGUACUUGGUACACCUCCGUACCAGGCAGGCCGGUACGAGCCAAUCAGCAGCUCGGCGGGCAGGGCGGCAGGGCGGCAGUAGCUCCUGUUGGGUGAUGAGUGGGGCAAUCUCGCUGCUCUUGCAUGUCGUCCUUGUUGGACUCGCCACAGUACCCCGGAUUUUCCCCAGACGACAAGCUGACUAGAGCUAGGCAAGCUAGGGAGCUAGGAUCAUUCCGGUGCAGCAGACCAGUAGCGGCAUUGCCAGGGUAGCAUACCCAGGUGGGCUGCAUAGAGCAGAGGGGCGGGGCCAAGCUCCUGGCCCACCCUUGCUCGAUGUGAGCGUCAGUCAGGUCACGCGAUGGGCUGAUUGACGAUGGAUGUCGUCCCGGACUCUACGCAGGAGAGGCUGGAGCUGCAGGAACACCCCACGGGCACGGCGGGACUGGCCCCCAGGCAGAGUGGGAGAGACAGACAAGGGAGAGUCACAGGGCACGGGCAAAUAACAACAAGGAGCGGCAGAGGGAGAGGCAGAGACGCAGGCACAGGUAAAGAGAACUACCUUGAUGCAAGUACCUCAUCGGCACUGUGGCAAGGCAGAGAUACUUCCUGUCUGGUACCCUACCCGCCUCACCUCCCUGGCCGGCCCACCUAUUCUGAGGUUGGUGCAGCAGUCCUCAGGUGCUCUGGCUGUCUGUCUGGUGAGGAGAGGGGCACAAGGGGAUACGACGGCGCAGCUUGGGAAGUCACGCUCGCCCUCACGCCAUAGCCCCUUUCGUAGCCUGGACAAUGCGUGCCUGCCAUGUCGGCCCAUUACCCAAUGCCGGCCAACCAGAAUAACCUUCCCACCUUCCCCUCCUCUUGUACUUUAUUCGAGCUUCCCCCUCUUCUCGUGCUCUCUCCCUGAAACCCAUCACCAUCAGAUCAAGUCAUCAACCUUCUGCAACACACAACUGCUUUACCAUCACCCGGGUCCUCAGAAGUGACCCUGCCAUCCACAGAACACAUCCAAUACUCCUUUCAGCCUCUUGUACCAGAGACUCACAACACCCCAAUCCAAAAUGACGGAACCACUCUCCAAGGUUGACUCUGCCGUCGAGGGCGUCGACGCCGGCAAGGAUGUCAAGGAGACGAAGAAGCCUAGGAUGUCUUCGAUCGCGGCUCCUGGCGUGUGGAACAUCAAGGACAUUGAGGAGCAGAAGAUUGAGCUUCAAAUAGCCCCCGAGACACAGAAGACCGGAUGGAAGGUCAACACCUCGCCAUCAUCAAUUGAGGACAGGGACAUCCUGAAGAAGAUGCUCACCGAGCCACCAGUCAAGAAGAUUGACCUGCACUUCCCACUGGGCCUCGAGGUCACGGCACGGAACCUCAAGGGGGUGACGAUCAAGGAUGCACUGGAUGCUAUCCACAAGCAGUUCAAGAAGAGGCAAGAUGACGAGCUGGACAAGCCCUACCUGGCUGGGUUUGAGUGGGACAAGGAGGAGUCAUGGACCAGGCUGGUGGUUCACCUGCAGCUCAACAGCGGCGUGGUUGCUGCCCCGUCAGGCAAGAAGAAGAACAAGAAGGCUGCUGCUGAGGAGUAAAUCCGCCCUCAAGGUCGUCAGCCACUGGCCCCGGACGCUGGGGCAUAGCGAGCUUAGCAUUGAUUUGACGAGUUGGGUUGGAAGUCGGCCCUGAGGGGCAGCCCUGCGGUUGACGGCACCCUGGGCACCGGCGGGUCAAUGUAUGAUUUGAGAUCAAUGGCUCUCAUUUCGAGAGAUUAUUAUCCCUACCGCCGUGAAAAUGGUGCAGAGCACAAGUCAAUUGAAGAACAUGAUCCAUUA